Zychaea mexicana is the source of this 2175-nucleotide messenger RNA. RefSeq lists its product as uncharacterized. The transcript has 2 exons. Gene Ontology annotation, molecular function: protein binding. The coding region runs from base 1 to 2175 and encodes 724 amino acids. The record is from RefSeq and is a predicted model, not a curated record. Lineage: Eukaryota; Fungi; Mucoromycota; Mucoromycetes; Mucorales; Lichtheimiaceae.
AUGAAUCAGUGCUUAAUCUCACAACAACAACAAAGUGACAACGGUACUGAGGAGAAAAAAAGUGAUUUCGUUCAGUGUCUUUCAUAUGAUGCCGUCUCCACCAUUUUUGCAUUAUGCUCUUUCCGAGACUGUGUACGCUUCACCCAAGUCUCGUCCUGUUGGAGGAGCUUCUUGUUGGGUUGGCCUGGAAUGUGGGAAAACUUGACCGACACCAAAUGCAACUAUGCAAAACUAUUAGCGCUGGCCUCUUCGCACAAUGCUGCAGCAGAGCACAGUCGACACGUGCGUAGAGUCGAUAUCCAGGACAAGGAUGCUGAGGAACAAAAUAGCGUGCUUGAAUACCUGUGGCACAUGAAGUGUUGUGCACUCGAUUACUUGCGCAUCUCGUGUGAUUCCGACGCGAUCCAGAAGCUAAAGAACCUACUGGAAAUAACAGGAUCCAGCUUAAUUAGUUUGGAUUUAAGAGUUACGGGCGAUACUCGAUAUGUGCGCGUUCUUGCUGCAAUACUGAAAUAUUGCAACACACGACUGAAUCAUCUAAAGUACCGACAUGACUAUGCAAUUCGACCCCUGACCAUCCGACUCGACGGACGAGCUUUGCCGCGACAUCCUCUGCUUCACAUAACCUCUCUGAAUAUCGCGUGCACAAUGGAGAUGUGCUAUCUGCAGCGUAUUAUCGCGUUACUUCCUAAUCUCAAGAACAUAUGCAUCAACGAGGAUAUGAUACACAACAUGGAAACCCCCGGUCAAGUUAUGGAACUAUUGUGCAUGUCUCUUACCACACUCCAAAAAGUUAACAUAUACUCUGGUGGAAAUGUAACAACCGUUGAUAGGAGCAUCACCACCACAGUAUUGCAAUCUUUGUCAUCAUCGACACUUUUGCGACAACAGACAUCGAUAAUGAGAAACGAUUAUGAUGAUGCUCACCGGAUGCAGCAGGAUAAUAUGGAAGAAGAGGAACAGAAAAUGUUGGGGUUGCGUUCACUUGUUCUGCAGAAUCGCAGCUCCAGGAUCGACUCAGACAUUUCGUCAGCAAUCCUUCGAACGCACCACUCAACACUCGAGGAACUCUAUAUAAUAAAAUGCUGGGUAGCAACACUUUCAUUUCCGCCUCUGGUGUUUCCGAAUAUGCGUGAAAUUCGACUCCAUGGCAACAUUCUUGCUGCUGUGAAUGACGCAACAUCAAGAGACUUGUUUACGAUGCUGCAGAUGUCUCGUCGUUUGGAACACGUAUACAUGAAUGUUCCAAUGCCCUUUGACCACGUUCUCGGUGGACUGCAGGGACAAGAGCAUUUGCGAACGCUAUCUCUAUUAGACACAACGCAGAGCAGCUUACUUAACCGGAUGCUGCUUCCCUCAGGUUGGCCACAACUGCAACGUCUUUCAAUUUACGGCGCCCGAACAACAUGGAUGAACCACCAACAACUUCAACACAUAACGAAUUUGGCAAGUGCAAUCUCAGACAGCCCCUGUCUGGAAAUGAUCGACAUUGAUAUUAUGCUUGUUGUUGCGGAUGCUACUGAUCCACCCAGCAGUCCCAGUGUCAUGGAAGCCAUCGGUAACCUCGAGAAUCUGCGCUAUCUGAGAAUCCAGGCAUCACCAUUAUCAGCAACAGGCGCUGCGCAUUUGAAUCAUCUUAUAAUGCAGAAUAUCAACGGCAGGGUGCUCGGUGGGAUAUCAGCUGAAAUCAUCAUUACCAAAUUAUUACAGGGCAACUGCCGUCGCUCGUUGCGUAAACUUUGUUUGCUCGAUAUUUCGACAUGGACAGAUGCUGUACUCGAUGCGAUUGUGAGGAACUUGACAGGAAGAAGCGAUGACAGUCGAUUGACUCACUUGCAGCUUGGUUAUCCGUCUCCUCGGCUUCGCAACAAUAGAGGCAACCCAAUGAAUCAGAGAGACACAACAGUUGGCGCUGCUGUCACGCCGGAUGGAAUUCGACGGCUUGGCCAAGCAUUCGUUGGGAAACGACUACGGUAUCUGGGCUUCCGAGAGCUAUGGGAUUGGCCGGCUCAUUUUUCAUAUGACGAUCGUUUGCAAAUACAAGUCGCUAGUAAAGAAGUCCAAGAGCUGCUGACUGAAGAUCAGGUCGUUGUUGAGUGGGGCUACCGGUGUAGCGAGUCUUAUCUUAGAGCCUUUGGAGAUGCCCCUUUGGAUCCUUGUUCUAGCGAAAUAUAG